This is a messenger RNA of Drosophila melanogaster (fruit fly), 5496 nucleotides long. RefSeq names its product transportin (gene Tnpo). Gene Ontology annotation, molecular function: small GTPase binding. Gene Ontology annotation, biological process: protein import into nucleus; intracellular protein transport. The record is from RefSeq and is marked reviewed. NCBI's taxonomy places the organism in Eukaryota, Metazoa, Arthropoda, Insecta, Diptera, Drosophilidae. Bases 151 to 2832 code for a protein of 893 amino acids. The transcript has 10 exons. Gene Ontology annotation, cellular component: cytoplasm; nucleus; nuclear lumen.
UAGCAUACUCCCUCUCUCUUGCACGGUCACACUGUAUACAUCUCGCUAAUUGUGCAAAGAAAAGGUGAAAAAAGAGACAAUUUACGCAAAAUCUUAAGAAAAUUCCAACUAAAAUAGUUUUAAAGCACAGCCAACACCCAAAGCAGCAAAAUGACGUGGGAACCACAGGGAGAAGGUCUGCAGCAGAUCAUAGCGAUCCUCAAGGAGUCGCAGUCACCGGACACAGCCACUCAAAUGGCCGUACAGAUGAAACUGGAGGAAUUCAAUCGCUACCCCGACUUCAACAACUAUCUUAUCUAUGUGCUGACGAAACUGAAGACAGAGGACGAGCCCACGAGAUCACUCAGCGGCCUAAUCCUCAAGAACAACAUCCGCAUGCACGGCACCACUCUGCAGCCGGAGAUCGUGGAGUAUAUCAAACACGAGUGCCUGCAGGCAGUGGGCGACGCUUCGCCCCUGAUCCGUGCCACCGUGGGCAUCCUGAUUACCACCAUCGCCAGCAAUGGCGGUCUGCACAACUGGCCGCAGCUGCUUCCAUCUCUCUGCGAAAUGCUCGACAACCAGGACUAUAAUGUGUGCGAAGGCGCAUUCAGUGCCCUGCAGAAAAUUUGCGAGGACUCUGCCGAGAUUUUGGAUUCCGCAGCGCUCAACAGGCCAUUAAACAUAAUGAUUCCAAAGUUCCUGGAGUACUUCAAGCACAGCAGUCCAAAGAUCCGCUCCCACGCCAUUGCCUGCAUCAACCAGUUCAUCAUCAACAGAUCACAGGCUCUGAUGCUAAACAUAGACAGCUUCAUUGAGAACCUCUUUCACCUGUCAUCAGAUGAGGACCACGAGGUGCGCAAAAACGUGUGCCACGGAUUGGUCAUGCUGCUGGAGGUGCGAAUGGACCGUCUGAUGCCGCACAUGUCGCAGAUUAUUGAGUACAUGCUGUUGCGCACCCAGGACACCGAUGAGGGUGUGGCCCUGGAAGCAUCCGAGUUCUGGCUUUCACUGGCCGAGCAAAGCAUCUGCAAGGACGUGCUUGCCCCUUAUCUUGCUCAAUUAGCGCCAGUUCUUGUACGAGGCAUGCGGUACUCAGAGGUCGACAUAAUUCUCCUCAAGGGAAACGUUGAGGAGGAUGACAUGGUGCCCGAUCGAGAAGAGGAUAUCCGCCCGCGUUUCCACAAGUCCCGUGCACACACAAUCAGGAGUACACAAGAGGGAGGAGCUGGAGCGACAGGCGAUGAUGACGACGACGAAUUUGAAGAUGGAAUGGACGACGAUAGCUCGCUAUCGGAAUGGAACUUGCGCAAGUGCAGCGCAGCUGCUCUCGAUGUAUUGGCGAAUGUUUUCCGAGAGGAUUGUCUGCCCGUUGUGCUGCCCAUCCUGAAAGAGACUCUGUUCCAUCAAGAAUGGGUGAUCAAAGAGAGUGGUGUGCUGGCCUUGGGAGCUAUUGCGGAGGGCUGCAUGCAGGGCAUGAUCCAACACUUGCCAGAGCUGAUUCCCUACCUAAUUAGCUGCCUUUCCGACAAGAAGGCACUGGUGCGCUCCAUCACAUGCUGGACGCUCUCGCGAUACGCCAAUUGGGUUGUCAACCAGCCGCACGACCAGUACUUGAAGCCUCUAAUGGAAGAACUGCUGAAGCGCAUUCUAGACUCCAAUAAGCGCGUUCAGGAAGCUGCGUGCUCUGCCUUUGCUACUCUGGAGGAGGAGGCCUGCACGGAACUGGUGCCCUACCUGGAGUAUAUUCUAAAGACGCUCGUCUUUGCCUUCUCCAAGUACCAGCACAAGAACUUAUUGAUACUGUACGAUGCCGUGGGUACUUUGGCGGACUCCGUAGGUCAUCAUCUGAAUAAGCCGCAAUAUAUUGACAUCCUAAUGCCUCCGCUAAUUGAUAAGUGGAACCUGCUGAAGGAUGACGAUAAGGAUCUGUUCCCAUUGUUGGAGUGCCUGUCGAGCAUCGCCACUGCCUUGCAGUCCGGCUUUCUGCCCUACUGCGACCCGGUGUAUCGAAGGUGCAUCUCUCUUAUUGAGCAGACUAUCAACCAGGAAAUGCUGUGUAAACAAAACCAAACGUACGACCAUCCCGACAAAGAGCGCAUGAUUGUCGCCCUAGAUCUGCUGUCUGGCCUAGCCGAGGGUUUGGAUCGCCACAUCGAGACAUUGGUGGCCAACAGCAACAUUAUGCAUCUACUCUACCAGUGUAUGCAGGACGUUUUGCCUGAGGUUCGCCAAUCUUCGUUUGCCCUGCUGGGUGAUUUGACUAAGGCCUGUUUCCCCCACGUGCAUCCCUUCAUGGCCGAUUUCUUCCCCAUCUUGGGUCAAAACCUUAACCCAGACUUCAUUUCGGUCUGCAAUAAUGCUACUUGGGCCAUAGGCGAAAUCUGCAUGAAAUUGGGUGAGGAGACCAAGCAGUACAUACGCCUUGUACUCAGCGACCUUUUCAUCAUUAUCAACCGCCCGAACACGCCCAAGACACUGCUGGAGAACACAGCAAUAACAAUCGGUCGUCUAGGUUAUGUGUGCCCAGUUGAAGUGGCUCCUUAUUUGCCCGAAUUUGUACGACAGUGGUGCACAUCGUUGCGGCACAUACGAGACAAUGAUGAGAAGGACUCAGCCUUCCGUGGAAUGUGUCAUAUGAUCACGGUGAAUCCAGCUGGCGUGGUAGCAGACUUUAUAUUCUUCUGCGAUGCCAUCGCUUCCUGGGUUAACCCACCAGAGGAUCUGCAUCAGAUGAUACAGAAGAUUCUGCACGGUUUUAAGACCCAAGUGGGCGAGGAGAACUGGCGUCGAUUUGUGGAGCAAUUCCCGCCAACCUUGGCCGAGCGCCUGACCACAAUGUAUAACAUCUAAGGCUAGCCAUGCCAUAAAACACCCACCUUCACCCAUUAGCGAGCCAAGCAGCAACUUUUUAACUAGACAAUUAUGUACAAGUAUGCGUAAUAAGCGUGUCGUCUUUAUCUUUAGCCUCCUUAAGUUAUUCGAUGCAGUUCGAAUGUUAAGUUAACAUUGAAAAUCUAAGCUUAUAGAAAUCGAAAAAAACAGCAAAUCCACAUAAAAGAAACUACAUAACUAGAUUUAAAUCCACAAACAUAUAUCGAAAAAUCGAAUAGAGAAGAAUCGUAUAUAUUUGAAUUCAAGCUAGAGGAUCUUUGAUCUGUAGAACCUCUUUAGGCACACGACUGUCCGCUUACAGCAUAUAAAAUGCCUUUCUUGUGCAGAAAACUUAGUAGGAACCACUAGAAAAUUAUGUGUUCCGGCCGUACUUAACCGGAGUCAGUGCUAUAGCAGAUAUGCCCCAUUCUCCAAUACACUCUGCCCCAAAACCCAAACCGAAAAUAGAGUUGAAUAUGUUAAACACACGGGUGUUUCUCAUAUAGUAAUAGAAAAGCUAAAUGAAAAAUCGUCGAAACUAAAUGAUAUUGCGGGUCCUCGUCGCGGUAAUUAAAAACUAAAUAACUAAAUAAAAUCUUUAAAGGAUGAAAGUGUUGGGUCUCCUGUGAAAUCCUAAGAUCAGAAAUGGAAAAAUGGAUUCAAUGGCAGGUGCACACAAAAUUGUUACAAAUCAAACAAAGACUGAUGUUCAACUCCGUUCAAAAACCAUAGAAAGCAUUCAUCAACAGCGGAUUCCAAUUUCCCAGAAGUAUCCAACACUUUCGUCAUUUAUAUAACAAACAAAAAAUGGAAUCGAAAAAAAUCGUCGCGUUUCGGGUUCUAACGGUUUCGCGUUCGCGUAUUUUCGUCGCUCGUUCGUAAUCGUAAUCGUCGUUCGUGGUAUCUCGUCGGGUAAAACAAAAGAAAAAGGAAAAAAGGAUAUAAUACAAGGAUAACGAUAAUAUUGCAACUGUUACUGAUACAAAUUUACUGAUACACUUAAUGAUAUUCAUAUGCUAUACAAAAUUAGGUGUUUUUUUACGCAUUGUGAAAGCGAAAAGCAAGCAAAUAGGGAAACAUUGUAAAAUUGAGAUUAGGAUUUUGUUGAAUAUCUUAUUUAUUUUCCAUUAACUGAAUACAAAAGCAACCAUUGACUGAUCACUUUUUAAAGUAUUAUUAUAUAAUUUUUUUUUGUAUAGGGACAAGUGUAAUUAAUGAACUAUUAUUAUUUUCUUCGAACUUUUAUAUCAUUUGUAUAGACUCGUGUUUUGCGUAACCUCUAUAAUUUACGAUCUUUGUACAGAACAAAUUUUUUACAAUUAUAUGAUUAGGUGUAAAGUGUACUACUAAAUGAAAACAAAAGUCUUUGAAAUUGUCGCGGAACAACUAAAACAUACGAAAAAUAAAACUAGGGAAAACCAAACUCAGUCAAAUACAAAAUAAAUGGAUGAUUAUGAAGCGUAAGAAGAGUAAGUAAAUCUAAGUAAUAGUAUUACGUAAUUAUGCAAACCGUGUUUACGUUUGUGUUUUUAUUUCGUUUCGAAAAUGGGGGAACGUGUGAUAAUAAAGUAACUUCGGGUCGUUCGUUCGCGUCGCGUUAAACUCAAUCAAUUUAAAAACUAACAAUAAGGGACUUUCGCCCCCGAGUCCCAAAUAAUAAUCGCAAUACUUGAUAACUUGAUAAUAAUACGGUCUAACUAAAGCGGAAGCAUAGCAAUUGCUAAAACUGAAACUAAACUAAAAUGAAAAAUCGUGAUUUCGUUGUACCUUAAUCCGGAUUCAUCGCGGAAUCCGGUCGCGUUCGCGUGCGUUUGUAUCUCUCUCGGGUGAUCUUAGUGAUUAGCGUUUAAGCAGAAAAAAAAAAUGAAAACAAAAAAACUGAAUCAACACUACUACAACUACACAUAAACAUACAACAUUAAACAUGUACACACCACACAUAUACAGCAAUAUGAAAUAUAUUUAUAGAUUUUAUGCAGAGUAGGUUUUUGUUUAAAAUAUUAUUUUUCAUUACGAUAGGGCAAACCAAAAAAAAAAGUAGGGAACAUCAAAUAAACUAAAUGUUAGGUCAAGCUAGGGCAAGAAACAAAUUAAAACAGCAAAUCAAAAGUUAUUUGUGCAGCAUUAGAGAAUUUUUUUCUUAUUUCUUUCAAUAUUAUCGUGUGUAUGCUAUUAAAUCGAUGAAGAGAACAUACCAACUGUUUUUAGUACUUUACACAAUUAUGAUAUUUAACUUCCGUUGUUUUUUUUAAGUAAAUCAAGACCAAGCCUAGUAAAUAUUGUUUUACCAUCUAUAUCUUCAUAAACAGCACGUAAAACUUUUCGUUCAUCGAACAUUCAACUCUGAUAGGUUUAUAUCUCUAAUCGUUUAAGCUUACAACCACUGUCUAGGCUAAAUCAAAUGUUCUGCAAAUGUCUAACGAAAUUGAAUAUAUAUACGGGCCUAUAUGCAUAAAUAACAUACGCAUAUAUAUGAAAUACAUGCAUGUAUGUAUAAUCCCUACAUCAAACUAUAUGGAUUACAGAUUAUUCUUCUGGAGUUUAUAUAUUUGUUUGGCUAAAAACUCCAUUUCAAAAUUCAACUAUCAAGAUUUGUGUAAAUUGAAAAGUAUAUAUAUGAAUAAAUAUGUAUGUAUAACAAAC